Molecule: messenger RNA, 821 nt
Organism: Fragaria vesca subsp. vesca
Lineage: Eukaryota; Viridiplantae; Streptophyta; Magnoliopsida; Rosales; Rosaceae
Exons: 6
Coding region: 9-518 (169 amino acids)
Source: RefSeq, a predicted model, not a curated record
UGGCUGGGAUGCAUGAGUGUGAACCCAACAAGGAGGUGAAGAGGUUCAAAGGUGUAGGCUUUGAUGUUGAGGAGAAGCAGAGCUUUUGUGAUCAACUCAUUGUGAUGGCUCCUUUUCAUUUCUUCAUGAAAGAGUUUACAAAGACCAGAAAGGGUGGAGAUUGGAUUGAGAUUAACCGAGAAGGGUUUGAGGUGUGGAAGAAAAUGUCAGAAAAGGAGAGGCAACCAUAUGUGAAAGAAGCAGAAAGGAUUGAUGAGGCUUAUCAGAAAGCUUUGCUCAAAGAAUCAAAUGAUGGGCUAAAGGUAGAUGAUGAAGCAGAUUCUGCAAAAUCAGCUGGGAACAAUGGAAAGUUUGGUGAGGUGGUGAGAUCUACGAAGACUCAGAUAACGAGAGUUCUGAUUUUCUUGGUGAAUCUUGGGAUAAUUCUGUUAGAACUGGAUCUUGGCAUACCUACCAUCGAUAGGCCAAUGGUGCACCAGUUUACCUUGUGUAAUAGACAAAAGGUGUGUGAUUGCUGAGAACUCUAUGAAGCCUUUCUUUUUUGCUGGGAACUCUGAACUCAUAUGAAGACUAUGAAGUUGGCAUCAAGUGAAUCCUAUAUGUUGAUAUCAUUUUCUGUUUCAUUUCAAAUGUUUUCCACAGGCAAGUCCUUUGUCAUUUUGGCUAUUGUAAAGUAAUUUUAGUAGGGGUGCUAGUUAUUCUUCUCUAGAGUCGAGAAGGUUUGAUUUUGACUCACCUUGACUCUAUCAAUGGAAAAACAGUUUCGAAACUCUUGUAAAGACUCAGACUAUGAUUUUUCUUAUUACCUGUUCAUUUCGGUU